CAUAAAUGCAGCGAUUGCUCACUGGGAGCAAAACACCUGCAUCAGAUUCCAGCUCACGUCCAACCUCGCUCAACGGCACGUCAGGUUUUUUGAAGGGUCUGGAUGCUGGUCGUAUGUCGGCAUGUUGGCCCAGAAUGGACAAGACAUUUCCAUUGGAAGUGGCUGCAAAGAACUCGGCAUUGUCGCCCAUGAGAUCGGCCACGCCAUUGGGUUCGUUCACGAGCAGAGUCGCCCCGACCGUGACGACUAUGUGGUCAUCAAUUAUGGCAACAUCCAAACUGGCAGGGAAAACAACUUCAAUAAGUACAGCACGUCAGUGGUCAACACCUACGGCAUACCAUACGACUACUCAUCCGACAUGCACUACGGCUCUACGGGCUUCACCAACAACGGCAAGACGACCAUCGCCACCCUAUAUCCCUUGGCGCAGGAGCUCAUCGGCCAGCGCACGGGACUCUCUCACAGGGACAUACUAUUGACCAACACUAUGUACGGCUGCAUCA
Messenger RNA from Eriocheir sinensis (Chinese mitten crab), 503 nucleotides. RefSeq names its product blastula protease 10-like. The record is from RefSeq and is a predicted model, not a curated record. The transcript is spliced from 3 exons. NCBI's taxonomy places the organism in Eukaryota, Metazoa, Arthropoda, Malacostraca, Decapoda, Varunidae. The annotation marks the transcript as partial. Gene Ontology annotation, molecular function: zinc ion binding; metalloendopeptidase activity. Gene Ontology annotation, biological process: proteolysis.